Molecule: messenger RNA, 4286 nt
Organism: Candidula unifasciata
Lineage: Eukaryota; Metazoa; Mollusca; Gastropoda; Stylommatophora; Geomitridae
Source: the annotation of a GenBank genome assembly
GAUGUGUUGAUGUAUGUUCCCGUUGUAAGAUGUAUUACUGCUCUAAUGUCUGCCAGAAAAUGGACUGGCCGAGACAUAUGGAGAUCUGCACCGCCAUAAGGCAGUUUUAUGAAAAUGAUGCUGACCUUUCCAGCAUUCCUCAUGGUAAUAUUCUGCACAGCUCCAACAGUGCCUUCUUUGAUGAUUUAGAAAACAGUCACUCACAGAUGCGUAUGACUCACAGGAAUGGUAGAAGUCAUAGCAGCAGUAGUAGUAGUAGUAUGUUUGAAGAGAAAGGCCAAGAAAUGAGUCAUUUCAAAGAAAAUAAUAAUGGGAUAUCUUCCACUAGUAAUGAGCAUGUUGGUCGCUACCGCGGACCUUCUACCAGUUCUCAACAUGCUGACCGCUACCGCGGACCUUCCACCAGUUCUCAACAUGCUGACCGCUACCGUGGACCUCCCACCAAUACUGAACAGGUUGAUCGUUAUCAUGGGACUUACGAUGAUCAUGCAGAGUUCCCUAGGCGUUCCACUAGUCCGAAACACUUUGAUUACUACCAUGGGCCUUCUGCCACUGUUGAACAUUUGGAUCCUUCCUUAAAGGCUGCUGAAGCCCAGAAUUUUUCAAAGGACAUGUUUAAAAACAAUUUUAACAAGACCGAAUCUCAGAAAGGGAAGACUGUUUUCUCGGAUGAGUCUGUCCAACUUAAGAUUGUAAGCAGUAACAAUAACAGCAAGAAAAAUGUUCCGAGCAGUCAUGAGCGUGCCUUUCAUAGACACCAAGAUGAAAGAUCAAACACUCCUGUUUCUCAGAAAGGUAGCAAGCCUGCAUAUAACAGAAAUAAUUCAAAUAGCAGAAACGUUGAAACCAAAGAGGCAUUUCCUAGAACACAAGCUGUGCCGGUGAGUUCAAACCAACAAACCCGAGUGAAAGACAUAGUACCACCAAUGAAAACACGGGGCGAAGAAACUGUGGCAAAUAAGAGAAACCAAGAUUUUCAGAGCAAACAAAAAGAAGACAAAAUAACACCAGUCGCAGUAGAAAAAAGUGAGAAACUAUCAGCUGUGGAACUAACACUGGCUGUCAAGUCAUCAGGACAGUGUUAUCUGACCUACUUUGAGAGUCCAUACAAGUUUUGGAUAUCGCUUGAGGAAUACUUGGAUGUCUUCACAGAGAAUUCAAGGAUAAUGGAAAAGGCAAUUUCAGAAAAUGGCACAACUCCAGCUGUAAUUAAAGUUGGCGAGACAUACGGUGUCAUGUUCAUGGCAGAGUGGUGCCGCGUGACAGUGACAUCUGUAAAAGGCAAAGAAAUAACCGUCUUCUUUGUUGACUUUGGUAAUCAGGCAACUGUGAAACAGGAGGACUUGAGACUUCUAACUGUUGAGAUGUUACAGCUGCCAGCUCAGGCUGUGUGUUGUUGCAUCAGCAAGUUAAAACCAAAAGGUUGCGAUUCUUGGAGCGAGGCAGCAUCAUUAGCUGCCCAGCAAUGGCUGGGAGCACCGCUGAGUAAAUUUCUGCAGUUUGAAGUUGUUGCAAAAAGAGGUUCUGUUCAUGCCGUGAAUAUCUCUUACAAAAAAGAAACAAUGAGCGGUGUACUUCUGGCUGGAGGCUUUGGUGAGAAAGUUGACACAGAGCCUGGACUGCCUAGUUUAACCAGCAGUACUGCAAGGAUUAUGGCAGCUUCUUUAAAGAGUAGGAUAGAUGGAAUGAAAAAUGGCUUACAGAUUACCGGAGAAUUUACAGACUUCACCUCAUCGGACAGAUUUAUUGUUGUAGAUCUGGCAGCUGCGGAGUUGAUGGCUGAACUUACCUCAACACUUCAGGCAGAAUAUAAGAACAGCACUGUCCCUUACAGACCAGUUCAAGGUGAGCUUGUAGCUGCACAGUUUUCAGCUGAUGGGAGCUGGUACAGAGCUGAAGUAACCAACAUUGAUGGGGACAGUUGUACUUUGUACUUUGUGGAUUAUGGGAACUCUGAGGUGCAGAAGGUGGAGAACAUUAGACAGCUGACUAAUAAGUUCCUUAUUGAAACUCCAAAACAGGCUCUUGUAUGUAGCCUGUCUACUGCACAGCCUUUGUCCAGAUAUGAAUCCAAGAUUGUUGACGAGGAAUUCAGAAAGCUUUUAGGUUCAGCUUUGAGCAUUGAAGGAAAUGUCUCUAUGCUAGUCAAAGGCAAAACAAAUGAGGCUCUUUUAGUAGAUAUCUUAAAUCAGUCUGAGCAAUCCUUAUCUGAUCAGCUUAUUGAUAAACUUUCUGAGUUAUCUAUUCAGACGCAAAAUACGCAUUCCGAGGUUGGAAAAAAUGAAUCACAGACGAACAAACUGCCCUCUACUCCUUCGAAAGUUGUUUUGGAAAAAAUGGCCACAUUGUCAGAGCUAGGAAAAGAGACUCUUGCAAUGGAAAUUGGGGCAACUGUCAGUGUUGUCGUAUCUUCUUGUGAAAGCUCAGCAGAAUUUUAUGUGCGGCUGAACAACAAAUGCGGAUUGUUCAUUGACAUGAUGAAGAAGCUGGACAAGUCUAUUGCAUCAUCACCGAGACUCACUGCUCCCUCAGUAGGCAGCCUGGCAGCAGUCCUGUUCAGUGAACACCACAUCUGGUGCAGGGGUGUUGUCGAGAGCAUUGAGGGCAGCAAGUGUUCAGUUCGUUUUAUUGACUAUGGAAACUCCGAAGAAAAAUUACUAUCAGCCUUGAAAGUGCUGCCAUCUUCGGUGUGUGAUUUGCCUGCUCAAGCCAUAAGGUGCCGUUUGGAAGGGAGGCUGCAGACGUCCCCUGUGUUUGAUCAGAAAUUCAAAGAUGUUAUGAAGCAGAGUGCUGUAGAUGUGAAAGUUUGUGAAAAUGACUCUGGAGGUUUUUCCGUUCACGUUUUCCAAGAUGGCGUUGACAUUGGUGCAGCUCUACUUGAUUCUUGCAGCCAGCCUACUGUGGAGCCAGUUUCUGCAGUCAAAAAUCCAACCACUGUCUUGGUCAUUCCCAUGGAAACAUUGCCAGCUACCGGUGAGCCAGUGGCAGCCGUGGUAACUCAUAUUGAUUCCUUCUCCAAGCUGUUCAUUACCUGCAAGGAUGUCACUGAAGUGAUGAUCCAGUUGUUCAGGUCUGCAGACUCUUUGCCAGUCUUGAGCAAUCCAGCUGUCGGCGCAGCCUGUGCAGCUCAGUACAGCCAGGACAGUACCUGGUACAGGGCUCGUAUUGUUGGGAUUAAAAGUCCCAAAACCUGCAUUGUCCAGUUUUUGGACUAUGGCAAUUCAGAGGAGACUUCAAUGUCAAAUCUACGAGAGCUUGGUCCAGAUUUGAGUAAACUUCCUGGCCAGGCCAUUUGUUGUUGUCUGUUUGGAUAUGAACCAGAAUCUGGUUCACAGAGACCAAUGUCUGAUGCCACAGAAAUGAUAAACAAACUGCGGCUUGAAUUGCUGGAAAAAACGGUCACUGUCAGAGUUGUGGACAGAAAAUCUGACACCUGGAUUGUGAAACUGGAGAAUGAACACGGUGAAUGCAUUAACACAAAAUAUCAGCCAGCAUCGUCUGCAAUUACAAGCACCCCCAAGUUAUCAGAUAUAACCUUUGAGCAUCCACCAGACACAGAGUUUGAAGCUGUCAUCAUACACAUCAAUAGCCUCAGUGAUUUCUACUGUCAGAUGUAUGAUGCAGAAAAGUUAACAGAGCUGGAUACUCUGAGUGAGCAUCUGAGAGAUGAUGUGUCUAGACUAGGAGAAAACAUUCAGCUUGAUCCAGUCGUUAAUGGAGUUUACACAAGCCAAUUUAUGGGUACCUGGUACCGGUGUGUUGUUGAGGAGGUGAGAAAUACACAUGUGCUGAUCAGGUACAUUGAUUAUGGCAACAGUGAGGAGAUCCUUGCAAGUCAGCUCCGACCAUUGUGUCCUGAGAGACUCAAGUUACCAGUCAGGCUCCAGAGAUGCAGACUGAAUGGUGUAAUUCCUGUACAUGAAAACUGGAGUAACCCAGACAUGCCAGCCUACCUGGCAAUCUUACGCCAGAAUAAGGUUGACCUGGUAAUUGAGAGCAGAGACGCCGAUGUCUUCCAUGUUUCUCUCUUCAUUUUGCAAGACGGUGAAAAGAUCAAUGUGGCAGCAGAUUUAGUCAACAUAGGCCUGGCCAAGUUUUUACAGGUUGUGUCACCACAAAAAGAUGAGAGCAAGUCCUUGACGUCAGGCCCACAGAAACCUGAACAGUCAGCCAACGAACAAGAUGAAGAAGGUGAUGAUGCUGAAAACAUUGAUGAGCUGCGCAGACAGUUUGAGGAAUUGCAACUGAAGCUGAAGAUGGCAGAAGAAAAGAAGAAGAAAAAGUAG